AUGACAACACGUCGUCAAGUGGUUCCUCGUCAAAUAUAUACUCCUACACAAACUACACCUCCACCAAGCCAUUAUCUAAUCGUUUUUCAAGAUACCGAUUCUUACCAAAUUGUUGCACGAUCAAGUGUUAAACAAGUUCAAGGUGAUUAUGCUUUUAUUACAAUUCAUCAUAAAUUGAUAAAAGCUAAAAUUAUUCAUCAAGGUUCUUUCGAGGAUUGUAGUACAGAACGUUCGCGAUUGACACGAAUAUCACAAACAGAAUCGAAUUCAGAAAAUGAUGAUUGUCAACGUGAAAGAAUAAAUGCUAGUCAUUCGUACACAAAUAAUGCUAUGCAUCCCAAAACUAAUCAAUUAGAUUGUCCACCAUCAGUUACAUCGAAAUCACCAGUUCCAACUCGUAAUGCAUCACUUCGAAAUAUUUUUGAUCAAGACGAUCAAGAUGAUGACGAUGAUUGUGCUGAUUAUAAUUGUGUUGAUAGUGAUGAUCGGCAAGCAAUGCUCGAAAUAGGUCAAUGCUUUUUAUCUAAUGCCAUAUUGAACAACGAAAUUUGUAUGUUUCCUUGCAGAUUCAAUAUAUGCGCGCUUGAACCAUUUAUCGAUAAAUCAGGUGAAAAAUUUCCAAACGAAGUGAUGUUUGGAAGCAUCAAUCUUCUUGAUAUCAUGGGUACCGAUUAUGGUGAUUAUACAAGAGAAGUUCUACGUAAAGUUUUUACCGAGGAUGAACGAAAAAAUUGUAUUUUACCACCACGAAGGGAAUAUUUAAAGAGAGAACCACUUGACGAAGAUAAAUAUAAACUGUGCAUGAAUGCUGUUCGCAUUAAAUUUAAACUGGAUUCAGUCAAUUUUGGCUUGUUUUAUAAAUCAUUAUUAAGAAGAAAAAUUACUGACUUUUUGAUCGAAGAAAGAAGACGAGAUACUCAAAAAUUAGCUCGACAAUCAUUAAAGGAAAGUCGAUCUGAACAACCGAACGUAUUGAGUUCUGAUUGA
Molecule: messenger RNA, 987 nt
Organism: Rotaria socialis
Lineage: Eukaryota; Metazoa; Rotifera; Eurotatoria; Philodinida; Philodinidae
Source: the annotation of a GenBank genome assembly